UUGAGAGGAAGGGAUACCCAAUGGAUGCUGUGGCAAACCGCGUAGUCCCGCUCGGUAUCUUUACAUUGUGUUUGAUUUAGCCUUCAAGCAGAGACACCUUGAUGAAACUGCAGGAACUACGAGGACUGUUGUUGCAAUGGAGUCGACUCUCUCACGGCUCAAGCCGCGUCUGUAAACCUACAACAUCUCGUUUCAUGGCGUUUUGCAGGUGGCUCAUCUGCUCCGUGGGCUUCUCCACGUUUCCUUUCUGAAUUCUUAUUCUUGUUCUUUUUUUUUUUUUUUUUUUUUUUUUUUUCUUUUUAAGUGCACCGGGAGAAAAAUAACGACCACUGCUUGCCAAACUAUGAACGAGGAGAUGACAAAAAGCGAGGAGCAGCAUCUUAGUUUGCAGAAAGCCUUGCAGCAGUGCGAGUUGGUGCAAAAUAUGAUAGACAUAAGCAUUUCUAGUUUGGAGGGUUUACGGACCAAAUGUGCCACAUCCAACGACUUGACACAGAAGGAGAUACGAACGCUGGAGGGGAAGUUGGUGAAGUACUUCAGCCGCCAGCUGUCCUGUAAGUGCAAAGUGGCCUUAGAGGAGCGCAGUGCUGAGCUGGAGGACUUCCCUCGCCUCGGACACUGGUUCCGCAUCGUCAACCUGAGAAAGGAGGUCACACAGGAGAUGAGUCCAGGUGAGGUGACCCUUGAGGGCCUGCUGGAGCUGAGCGAGGAGCAGGUGUGUGAGCUGCUGCAGAAGUUCGGUGCCAACGAAGAGGAGUGCGCUCGACUCAACGCCUCCCUCUCCUGCCUCAGAAAGGCCCACCAGCUCGAACAACUUGAGGAGGAUAAAUUGCACAGUAACGGAGGGAGCCAAGCAAAGCAGGACUGGUCCAUCCAAUGGCCCACCUCUGAAUCGGGCAAAGAAAACACUCCAGUGUGCCAGCCAGAGGCCAGUCAAUGGAUUCGCUUCCAGCUCUCCCAAAGUCCCAAAGUCCAGUCCAAGAACAACCAGCACAUGUGCCACAGCCCCCAAGCCCUGGCCCCCCCUUUAUAUGCCGAUCGACUGACUGUCGACAGCCCCGCCACAGGGCUCUUCCCUCCCCUGGACUUUGGUCAUCGCUCCCUGCCCCCAUCUCCCCGCCAGAGGCAUUUUGGCCACACGCCUCCUCGGACUCCAUUGGUGGUCAACACAAUGACCCCACCUGGCACACCCCCUAUGCGAAGAAGGAACAAAGUCAAGGCCCCAGGAACACCACCUCCCCCAAGCCGCAAGCUCAUCCACCUGCUGCCAGGCUUCACUGCUUUGCACCGCAGCAAAUCUCACGAGUUCCAGCUGGGGAACCGCUUGGAGGAUACACAAACACCAAAAGCCAAGAAGAAGACCAAGCCCUUGAACCUUAAGAUCCACAGCAGCGUGGGCAGCUGUGAGAAUCUGCCCACGCAGCGCUCGCCCCUGUACUCUGAACGAUCCCUGCGAUCCUUCUUCUUCCCCUCCUUCAUCCCUUCCACACCUCCAGUCCACGCUGAAACACCCUCUGCAAACACUCUCUCAGUGCCUCGCUGGUCCCCACAGAUUCCCCGAAGAGAUCUGGGAAACUCAAUAAAACACAGAUUUUCCACAAAGUAUUGGAUGUCCCAGACAUGCACAGUAUGUGGAAAGGGAAUGUUGUUUGGACUGAAAUGUAAAAACUGCAAGCUGAAGUGCCACAACAAAUGCACCAAAGAAGCCCCACCUUGCCAUUUACUGAUCAUACAGCGAGGCGGACUAGAAUCCUUCAAAGAGAGGACAGUACAUAGUGAAAAUCUGGAGGGACAUCAGGCCAUAUUUAAAGACCACCAAGGAAUAACUCAAGUAGCUCGUCUGGUACGAACUGAAUCAGUGCCGUGUGACAUCAACAACCCGCUCAGGUACACAGACCUGCACAUCAGUCAGACGCUCCCCAAAACCAACAAAAUCAACAAGGAUCACAUCCCUGUCCCGUACCAGCCAGACUCCAGCAGUAACCCAUCAUCCACCACCUCCUCCACCCCGUCCUCCCCAGCUCCUCCCCUUCCAAGCAGUGCCACGCCCCCCUCACCGUUACACCCCUCCCCACAGUCAGCUCGACAACAGAAACAGUUCAACUUGACAGCAUCAAGUUACUUCAAGUACAAACAACAAUUCAUCUUCCCAGAUGUUGCACCAGAAGCUCCACCAAGCAGAGCGCCACAGGUCAUCCUGCACCCUGUCCUGUCUGAGCCAGGGAAUGAAGGAAACCCUUUACUCCAGAUUGAAGUUGAACCUACAUCAGACAAUGAGGAAUGCAAUGACGAGGACUCUGGAGACGAAUUUGAGGAGAUGAACCUGUCGCUCCUGUCUGCUCGUAACUUUCCGCGCAAAGCCAGCCAGACCAGCAUCUUCCUGCAGGAGUGGGACAUCCCAUUUGAGCAGCUGGAGAUCGGGGAGAUGAUUGGCAAGGGGCGCUUCGGCAAAGUUUUCCACGGACGCUGGCAUGGCGAGGUGGCCCUCCGCUUGAUCGACAUCGAACGUGACAAUGAGGACCAACUGAAGGCCUUCAAGAGAGAAGUGAUGGCCUACCGAAACACCCGCCACGAGAACGUGGUCCUGUUCAUGGGCGCCUGCAUGAGUCCACCACAUCUGGCCAUCAUCACCAGCUUAUGUAAAGGCCGAACACUUUAUUCUGUGGUGCGAGAUGCCAAGGUUGUGCUGGAUGUAAACAAGACCCGACAGAUCGCACAAGAGAUGGUCAAGGGGAUGGGCUACCUACACGCUAAAGGGAUCUUACACAAAGACAUGAAGUCCAAGAAUGUGUUUUACGACAACGGAAAAAUCGUCAUCACCGACUUCGGACUCUUCACCAUAUCUGGGGUUCUUCAGGCUGGCAGCCGGAGAGAAGACAAGCUGAGGAUCCCAAACGGCUGGCUGUGUCACUUGGCCCCAGAAAUCAUCCAGCAGCUCUCUCCAGAAACAGAGGAGGACAAGCUUCCCUUCUCCAAACAGUCAGAUGUCUUUGCUUUUGGCACCGUCUGGUACGAGUUACAUGCACGUGAGUGGCCUUACAAGAGUCAGCCAGCGGAGGUGAUAAUUUGGCAGAUUGGCAGUGGGAUGAAGCCCAACCUCGCCCAAACUGGAAUGGGGAAGGAAAUAUCUGACAUUCUUCUUCUGUGCUGGGCGUACAAGCAGGACGAGCGGCCCAGCUUCUCCAAGCUGGUAGAUUUACUGGAAAAAUUGCCAAAACGGAACCGUCGCCUUUCCCACCCAGGGCACUUCUGGAAGUCAGCUGAGUAUGUCAAAUGAGUUAGGGACACAAAACAGCAAACAAUCAGCAACAAGUAUAAAAACAAACAGCCGCCAUAACUCUCUUCAUAAAUAACCCACCUCCUUAAAGAAUGCACUGAAUCCAAAAGCCAGCCCAGUGAUGAAAACUGCCCGUGCUGUGUGUACUUUCAUGGAAUGUUGGCAUGUGUGUGUACAGAUAAGUUGACUGUCCAGCUUCUCAAAAGUCGGGACUCAUAUUUUCUUUGGUUUGAUUUGAACCAUACAGGAUUUUUUUUUCCUUAAUCUUUUUUUUUUUUGUCUUUUACUAUUGAACUGAACCGCUCAUAAAUAUUGGUUUACUUCCUGGAUGUACCUUGUUUGUACCUUUUCAACUGAUCACGCCAUCUUGGACUUUAGAAACACAUGUUUGAGUACAAAUGAAGAUUUUUUUUUUUCCAUGUGUUUUUUCUUUGAAUGAAUGUAAAUUUUGUAUGUCAUGCAUUGUAUAUUUCACGACAUUGUCUUGCCAUUCUUAUGUCUGUCAACUGUGGAAAAGCAUUUUUUCAGUGUUUUGUCAUUGUCUCAUGUGUGGAUGUCUGCACAGGUUCUAUGUUUGUCUAAAAAGCUUUAUUUGACUCUAAAAUGUCCUCUUAUUUACACCGUACCAUUUGAAUGUGAAGAAGCCAGCGCCCCUGUUUGUAUGGGGAUGUGACGGUGCAGUUUUGGAGGGAGAAUAUUCUCUGAUCAGCCUGUGCUUUGAAUUUUGCCUGUGAACAUAAUUAAGACAUUAGAACAAUAACUUAAGAGGGUAAAGAAGCCGCUGGUCAGACCAGGACUCCCACACUUGAUGCUGUCCUGUGAAAUUCUGACGCUUGAAAUGUAUCUUGUCAACAGAACCAACUACACAGCUACCACUGAGCCCCCUACAAAAUGCCUUUCCCCAGAAAUAACUAUAAUGUAUUUUAUUUGUCUUCAAAUAGCUAAUCAACGAGAAAGAAUAUAAUAAAAACAGAUACUAAUUUAAACGUUUUACUGUAUUUUCAGUGCAGUAAGUACAUUUAUUUACAGAGGUUAUUAUAUUCAUAAAUACACCAAAUGUUGUUGAUCAGGAAUAACAUUACGUUUUUUGAGUAAUGAACUAAAUAGUCUAAAACAAUAGUUUAGAAACUACCUAUUGCUGAUGGGUCUGAGGUCUGAGGAUGCAGAAAAUCGGAUGCAGAAAGUAAAAAGGAGGUUUACAGAUUUAGAGCUCUAUAAUGAUGUGACUGUUAGACACAUAAAAGGAGGGCAUUCAAUAUGUUCUUAGAAACCUAAGAUUUCAGUUUUAUUUUGGGCUCUUUUCAUUUCUUCAUAGUUGCUCAAAGGCAGUGUUGUAGUCUCUUUGAAUAGUAAGUCUUAAUGCAUCCUCCUUUUAUUUCAAAUAUUUUAUUUCUUUUCCAUUUAUGUUACUUUAAUGCCAUUUUCAUUUUUGUUUUAUGCAGAUUAAGAUCUAAAAAGCCUCAUUGAUAGCUUAUACAAGCUAUAUAAAGGUGUGUGAGAAAGUAAUGCACAUUUAAUUUGAGAGACAGCUAGAUUUUUUUCAAGUUAGAGCUAAUUACAGCAGGAUUGCUGAGGGUAAAUCUGUUUUGCAUUUAGCUAAAUGUCAAGCUAUGUACUGUACAGUACGAGUCGCACACAUGAAGAACAGUCAAAAAGAACCAGAAUACUGGCUCAGAAAUAUUCCUUCCACAGCAUAUAAGCUUAGUUCCAGUAAAUAAGAAUUGCUGUGGUACUGAAUUGAGAAGUGCAACAUUAUAGUAUGUGUGGCUCGUAGUCUUACUGAAUAUUUCAAGAUCAUAUCAUCACUUCAAGUUUAUUUAAACAGAGGACAACAGUCUGAGCUGUACUAUACAGAGUCUGUGCACGUAGUGAGCUAGCCACAGAAUAGACCGUUGUAGAAAAAGUUUUUUUUUUAGGCUGAACAACCGUAGAGAACGGUGUAAAACGUGAUGAGCAGUUAAGAAAAAUGUGUCAUGUCCUCUCACAUCAGUAAUAAAAAAACAAUUUGUCUGAUGUUUGGAGUUAUACUUAUCAUUAGCAAUUGCAACAAUUUGAGCAAAACAUUAUCACUUUCUCCUUGCACAUAUCCAGCUUUGUUUUUUAAUCAUUUCUAAACAUAUAUGUAUAUAUAUAUAUAAAAAAAACAGGUCUUGUUAUAACUGAGCUGCUCGACUACAACACUGCUGAAAGGGCGACUGUGGAAGACAAAUGAAUCGUUUUAAAAAUCAAGAAAUAAUUUAUGAACACACAUGACAUGUAAUGUGACUUUUCUUGGAUUAUAAAGUUAAAGUAACAACUAAGUAACUUUAAUCUGGCUGAACUUUCCCUUUAACAUAUCAGAAUAAACAUAUCAGGAUGCUAAAGACCACCCCCCCAUACCAUUUUUCUACUUCAUACUGUAUAUCAUAGUAUAUUUUAAAUGUCAUGUUUUUUAGAUAUUGCAAAUGUAAGCUAUAUCAUCAUGAAUUGGAAGCUGUGGCGUCAUUCAAGCUGUAUACUGCUUUUGAUUCUCUCUAGCCACGUGGAAUAGAUAGAGACAAUCCAAUCAUGUUAAAAUAGCCAUUUUCCACCUCAUUAUAUACACAUCUGUGUGUUGGAAAAUGCAUACAAACAAUCUGCUGCUGAUUUUUGGAGUCUGUCUGUCUAUUUUGGAAUUGCUGGGACUCAAAUAUUGUAAGUGGGUCAUUUAUAUUUGUACUGUUUACAACUUUCAAGUGCAUGAGAUGGACUAUCAAAGAUUGAGUCUUGUAUUGAAAAAAAAAUAGUCCUUCUACACUAUAUAUAAUAAGUAUGUGAGCAUUUUUUUUUCUGAUGAACUGUUGUCCAUUGAGCAGUUUGAUCUCAAUAUCAACUGAAGUUUUUUUCGUCAGGCUUUGCAAAACUUUUCAACGGCUUUGUUUGAGAGAAUGAUUGUUUCAGAAUAUUUAUAGAUUAUAUAAUGAUUAGACUAGCAUUUAAAUUUAAAAAAAAGAAAAGAAGAGUUGCAACCUGUGCACAUUAUAGAUUUGACAACAACCUGACUGGACAACAAUCAAAGAUCUUACAUUUAGUGCCAAGUGUACAUAACCGAUUGUAGACUAUGUUUUACCGUCAUUUGCCGUAAUAUCAAUAUUCCUUGUGAGAUUUUUUGACUUCUUUCUUUUGAAUGUACAAAUUGUGUUGUGUUACUUUAUUUUUGUUUGUUAUUUGUUUUCUGUUCUUUUGAGUUCUCUUUUUCUCCAUUUUUCCUUCUUAUUGCAUAGGCAUUGAUGCUGUGUUGUUUCUUUUUCUUGAUUCCGUCCUUGUAUUGUAGAUGAUAGCUCCGAAAAGCUUGUAUUUAAUGAUGCCUUAUGGUCCAUGGCUUAGUGAUGAGUAGAUUUUUGAUCACAAGCUCUUUUAUUUGCACUCAUCCUUUAAAAAGUGUAUGAAAAAUAAAAAGAUGUUUUCAUUUG
Labrus bergylta (ballan wrasse) is the source of this 6708-nucleotide messenger RNA. It is a transcript of the gene ksr2, whose product is annotated as kinase suppressor of ras 2. Lineage: Eukaryota; Metazoa; Chordata; Actinopteri; Labriformes; Labridae. Gene Ontology annotation, molecular function: protein kinase activity; ATP binding. The record is from RefSeq and is a predicted model, not a curated record. Gene Ontology annotation, cellular component: cytoplasm. Gene Ontology annotation, biological process: calcium-mediated signaling; Ras protein signal transduction; protein phosphorylation.